Messenger RNA from Danio rerio (zebrafish), 1276 nucleotides. Lineage: Eukaryota; Metazoa; Chordata; Actinopteri; Cypriniformes; Danionidae. The record is from RefSeq and is a predicted model, not a curated record.
CUCUUAUUUUGUAGUUUAACCGGAUAUGCUCGUGUUUACUUUGUCGGUCUGAGGCGCUCGUCAGAGAACACUCGUUGGAUUUUUGUGUUUUUAAACAUUAUUUUCAACGCGGUUGUCGGUCUUAGAUAAACACACUACAGCAGUGUCCAUUAUUUCCACAUUCCCUUUCCCUGAUCCAUCAGCUGAAAUCAUGGCAGACCCGGCCCGUGUGAAACCUGAAGCGGGCACAUCGGUGGACAGACCCAAACCGGGCGAGGGGUCCAGUGAGGGUCCGGAGGGCAGCAGUAAGAGCUCUGACCCUGCUGCGGGACAGACUGCUGUAAAAGAGGAGGGCAAGACGCUCAGUCAGAGGCCUGCUGAAGAUGCUGGUGAUGAAGAGGAGGAGGGAUCUUCAUCUCUGCAUCCUCCUCCUGCCAAAAAGCUGAAAGUGGAGCCGCACGACAAGAAGAAGGAGAAACGCCACAAAGUGGAUGAAGACGAAAUCCAGAAGAUGCAAGUUUUAGUAUCAUCGUUCUCUGAAGAGCAGCUGAACCGCUAUGAGAUGUACAGGCGCUCGGCGUUCCCUAAGGCAGCUAUUAAAAGACUGAUUCAGUCCAUCACCGGAUCAUCGGUCUCUCAAAACGUGGUCAUCGCCAUGUCCGGAAUCGCCAAAGUGUUUGCUGGAGAGAUUGUUGAAGAAGCUCUGGAUGUGUGUGAGAAGUGGGGGGACACUCCACCUCUGCAGCCCAAACACAUGAGGGAAGCCGUGCGGAGACUGAAGAGCCGAGAGCAGAUUCCCAGCUCCAAACACAAACACAUCCUCUUCCACUGAACAGCAUCACGGAGAAACAGGACUGGACAUCUCUCCGCUGUAAACAGUAAUGAUGAUGUAGAAAAGAGGAUUUGUUUUAUUAUUAUUAUUAUUAUUAUUAUGAAAUACUUUGUUGCCUAAUGUUGGUUUAGUUUUGAUGCCGUGUGUGUUUUGGAAAGCACAUCUAAUGUUAUCUCCUCAUGUUUUGAUGAAAGAAUGUGAAAUUAAAUGUUUGUACUAAACCCUGCAGUUCUUCACUCUUAUUAGGAUGAGGAUUAUUUCAAUAUUAGGACUGGGUGAAGCAGACUCAGACUAAAAGGCAGCAAACAUAAAGACAUCAGGCAAAGAAAAGGAAUCAGAUGUCGGGUGGAGUGCGGCGUGUCCCACCCUACGUGACGUCACGCGACUCAGAACAAGCAGUGGUGUAAUACAGUGGUGGGAGUCGCUUGGUGAUUUAAAAAACUCAAAUAAAUGUUACUGAACUAU